This is a messenger RNA of Prunus avium (sweet cherry), 1999 nucleotides long. RefSeq names its product ethylene-responsive transcription factor ERF118. Gene Ontology annotation, molecular function: DNA binding; DNA-binding transcription factor activity. Lineage: Eukaryota; Viridiplantae; Streptophyta; Magnoliopsida; Rosales; Rosaceae. The record is from RefSeq and is a predicted model, not a curated record. Gene Ontology annotation, biological process: regulation of DNA-templated transcription.
AAAUUUACACGGCCACCACAUUCAUUUUAAUAUCAUACUUUUGACCGCAUAGGAAAAGAAGAGAAGUAUGGCCUUGUAGGAGAGCAGAGCGAGAGAGAGAGAGUGUGUGAAACUGAGCCAACACUGAAUCUGUAAGGCAGGCAGAGAAAGAGACGUGAGGAAUAGAAUAUUAAACAAGAAAGAAAGCAAACAAACAAAGAGUUAAUACACAAAUAACAGAAAGGGUUUUGGGUUUGCUCUGAGGAACAGAGAGUGAAGGGAGGCUGUGUAGAGAGAUUUAUGUCGGCUAGCUUUGCUUUGGCUGUGAUUGGGGCUCUGUUGAAGCUCUGGAUUUUGACUUCAUCUUCUUUCUCUGCGUACCUUGCCAUCUGCUUUAUGCUUCUCUGCUGGUUCUGGCAGAGAUUGAACCCGGUGAUUUCAUCUGUUUCGAUGAGUUUGAGACCAAAAAGGACUUGUUCUGGAUUACAAUACUUUGGGGCUUUUCAUAUAAAACGAUUCUCUUUCCUCUUCUUAUUCCUGAGAGGGGAUCUAACUUAAUACCACCACCCUGAUCUCAAAUCUCAAUUUUAAUUUUGUUUUCUUCACCUUUUUUUUUCUGGGUAUUUUUGAGGGGUUUUGGAGAAAAGGUAGUUUUCUUUUAGCCGGUUUCAGAAAAUGCCGGAGCCUCGGAAGCAACAGCUGAAUCAGCGAAAUGGUUUCAGAAAGUUUAAGAAAGACCGAUUUCCUGCUGAAGACUCCAAGAAGGUGAGGAAAGUUCGUGUUAUGUGUUACGAUCCUGAUGCUACUGAUGAAUCAUCUUCGAGCGAAGAUGAAGGGAGGGAGAGAAGCUAUGUCAAAAAACCAAAACGCAUAGUUCAUGAAAUCAAUCUUCAACCCAUUUUCACCCCUCCAGCUAAGGUCGUCGUCGAGCCCGAGAGUUCAUGUCAAGACAGCAACAAUGGAGUCAAAACCCCAAAACCCAAGGAGGGGUUUUUCGCAAGAACUUCAAGGAGACAGUCCUCUUCACCUUUCAGAGGUGUAAGGCAAAGGAAAUGGGGAAAAUGGGCCGCUGAGAUUCGUGACCCUUUCAAAGGGCGUCGUACCUGGUUGGGUACUUUCAACACCCCAGAGGAUGCUUCCAAGGCCUAUGAGGCCAAGAGGCUUGAGCUCGAAGAACUGUGGGCCAGGGAAACAGCUGCUCCGGCCACCAGCUCUGAGAAAAGCAACAACACCUCAUCGUCUGCCGUUGUGUCUCAUAUGUCCUACGCCAACAUCCAACAACCUUUUUCUUCCGAGGACUCUGACUCUGCCUUGUCUCGAAGGUCUCCUUCUUCGGUUCUUGAUUUGGAGACUUCGGCUUCCAAUAACAUUGGAAAUGUUGUUGAUUUGGAGAAGGAGGUCGUCGAUGAUUCUCCUGAUCUUGGAGAGCUGCAAAUACCCGACUUGGGUUUUCUGGAUGAUCCUUUGGGCUCGCUUCCAUUUGAGAAUGAACUUAGCCUGGGACCGGAGCUUGACUCGCUUUGCUUGGAGGAGUUUGGUAAGUUCUUCAACGAGUUCAGUAGCAUUGAGGAUGUCCAGAUUGGUGGGAUUGAUGGCUGUGAGCCUACCAGUCUUCCUGACUUUUACUUCGAGGAUCUUGGCAAGGAUGAUAUCGCUUGUUGGUUGGAUGAACCCCUCAACAUAGCAUGCCAAUAAGUUUUGCAGCUAGGAGUAUCUAAGUUUAGCCUCUUCUUAUUAUAAUUAUUACUAUUAUUAGUUAUGAUUUUGCAGCAAAUAGGUGAAAAAUCUCAGGAAUUCUAACAUGAGUUCUUGAGAGUGAGUGGUUUUAUGUGAGAGUUUAAUUUAUUCGUUGGUUAUAGAGAAGAUUUAGAGAGAAAUGAGCGGCAUUGUAGUGUGCUGAGUGUGAGUCCUUGGGUUUUCUUGUGCUAUUCGAGCCGUCCAAGGGUUGUCAUAUUUGUAGCAGAAAGGGUUUUACGUUUAUCUGAAGCAGAGGAGUCUCUGCAAAAUUGCAAAUGUCCUC